This is a messenger RNA of Paramecium tetraurelia, 609 nucleotides long. RefSeq lists its product as uncharacterized. Gene Ontology annotation, molecular function: nucleic acid binding. The record is from RefSeq and is a predicted model, not a curated record. The transcript has 3 exons. NCBI's taxonomy places the organism in Eukaryota, Ciliophora, Oligohymenophorea, Peniculida, Parameciidae.
AUGUUCCCUGUGAAGUUGAUCGAUUUGUACUUGUCCCCAUCUAGAUCGGAAUACAAGGAUUUCUCCACUGACAUUAGUGAAAGUGAUUUGGACUUUGAUUCAUUCAAAUUAGAGCAAGUCCAUAAACCUCCAUAAAUAAAGAAGAGUUCUUCCUACCCCAGAAAUUAUUAUAAGUAACAACUAAUUGAAGAAAGCAACAUUGAAGGUGAUCAAAUCAUUUAGGAAUGCAAUCGCUUCGUUUAGGACCAUUAAGUUUCUGUAACACAGCUACUUCAAGAACUUGCGCUUGAAUAGCCAAAAAAAAAUAGAAGCACAGGUUAUCUAAAGUUCUUUGACGAGAACAAAAACUAUGGAUUUAUUGUAAUGGACUCUGAUGGCUCAGAUAUAUUCGUAUAUGCUGAUGAUCUUGUUAAGACAGGCAUCGCAAAAGAGUAUUUACGAACAGCUAAAUUUGGAAACUACAUCAGAUUUACUUUCACAUGCAUGGAAUAUUAUGGUAAAUAUAACAAAUCCAGAAAAGCCGUCGAUUUGGAGUAUCAAAAGCCAAAUCCAUUCUUCCAAACCAUAUACUGAUUUAUAUAUACAAAUUAUAACUUAGAAUAUAUAAUG